UACUGCAGAAAACGAUAGAUUUUUAGAUUUUGGCUAAAAACAGCAUAAUCAUAAUUUAAAGUCCACUUUGAACGCUUGUACAAUAAAUGAAAAGAUGGUUGGUGAGGGACUUUAAGAAAACACAAGUUAAAAUAUUUCAACACGAGUGUAACAGCGCUUUGAGUGAGCUUUAAUUUCUGUUAUGAUGACUGAUCUGUGUUACUGUCACGCUAAUGGAGCAUUUUUCAUGAAAUCACUUCUGUCUUCAUAAAGGUCCUUAGAAUUCCCUCAAUUUGUUCCCUAUAACACCGGAUUGGGACACAGCCAACCUUGUGACCUCUGCUUCGUACCAGCAAAUGUUAUUCAUAAUCCUUUGACAUUAGAUAUUGUCAACCUCCUGAGAAAACUGGUGAUGCAAAGUCAUCUGACAAUCCAGCCAACUUGAAAUGACCAUUGAGUCAACAACUGGGGCAGAUAGGCAAACAGUUUGGCGUCUGCAAACUAAUAUUGCAAAAGGGAAACAGUUAUCCCUAAAGUUUAAAAGCUAUCAAAUAUCCAAACAGCAUUAUAUUUCUGUCUACUUUCAUAAUUCCACAAAAGCAAUAAAAGAGGAUUUCUUUAUUAUCCUAGAAGCUGGAUGAAAGAUUCACUUGAGGAGAUUUGACCAUGGUAGUGGUAAUAUUUGAAAUUUUCCUGCAACAAUAUUGUCUAAAGAUCUGUUUCAUUUCUAAAAAUACACAAGAAUACACAAACGAAGCCUCCCAUAGCAGACUUGUGUGUUUACAUCCGGAGUAUUUCCCAGGGAAUUCAAGGAGAAUUUCUUAUCAACUUCCCCUUGUGGGCAACAAUGUCCCCUCCAGAGAUAGUCAUAAAGUUAUGACAGGCCUCAUUUCUAAGUUUAGCUAGAAUUUUCAGAAUACAUGUGACAGCAGGAAACUACUUUUGCCUUGAUAUUUUAUGUGUUGCAACCACUUCCUGAUGAGCGUCCCUCCCACAUCAGUCCCUCCUUUUCCACAACAGCCCUCCCUUUGUCCCUUGUGUCCUGGCCCCUCCUUUUGUCAAGUCUCCACAGGCAAACAUUAGCAAGUCCACGCCCCUGCACAGCAGCACUCCCACACAUGCUUACAGUAGCAGUUAUGAUCAGCUGCUCGGACCUGUGGGGAAGCUGGAAUCUAGUCUGGGACACAUUUUUCCACACACCUGCUUGUGAGAAGGAAUUGAUAAGUCAUACCAGAUGAAACUGAGAAACAUGCUCUUCUGGGUCAAACCCGUAGCUCUCUGACAUGACUCUGACCACAGACUACCACUGGAAGAUUAACGGGGAGUGGCUGUUAAAUUGUUUCACAAUAUCUGCAGCAUCAGAGCGACAAUGGACCUGACUUUGUGGCAGUACCAGUUCAGGAUCAUCAUGCUGGGGGACUCCACCGUAGGGAAGUCCUCUCUGCUGAAGCGCUACACUGAGGACUUGUUCCUGGAGUCCAUCAACCAAACUGUAGGUGUGGACUUCUAUGUCAGCUUCCUGGAGGUGGAGCCGGGGGUCCGUGUCAAACUGCAGUUUUGGGACACAGCUGGGCAGGAGAGGUUCAGGUCAGUGACACGCUCUUAUUACCGCAACUCUGUUGGAGGCCUGCUGGUGUUUGACAUGACCAAUCGAGACUCCUUUGACCAUAUCAAAGAGUGGCACGAUGAGGUGCGCGAGCGAGUCCAGCCGCACAAGGUUCUGUUCGUCCUGGUGGGUCAGAAGAGCGACAGAGAGAGGGUGGUGAGCCGGGAGGAGGCUGAGAAACUGGCCGGACAGCUGGGGCUGCCCUAUGUGGAGGCCUCAGCAAAGACUGGCCACAAUGUCAGGGAGUGCUUCGAGCUUCUCACUCGGCGGGUUUAUCAGGGUCUGCUGAGCGGGGAAGUGGAGCUGCAGGAAGGCUGGGAUGGCAUUAAGUGUGCUGCCCCACAGGCACUGCAGUUUCAAAAGGCCAGCAUUUCGCAAGCCAGCACAGCGCCAAAGAAAAAGAAAUGUUGCGAGUAAAUACUGGACUGACAACAAGUACCCUCAUAGGAGCUGAAAUUUGUGGCUAUGAUCACUAAAAUGCUGUUUUUGUACUCGUGUAUUAAAGCAAACUGGUACCAUGAGACGUACUGAUCUAAAACAAACAUUUUUAUGACUGCAGGUUGUCUUUUCAGAUUGUUUCUAUAAAGGAUGAUUAAUGUUAAAUGUUUGACCUCAUCUCUUCAGCAAUAAUACAAGUUUUGCCAACAGGUC
Molecule: messenger RNA, 2236 nt
Organism: Oryzias latipes (Japanese medaka)
Lineage: Eukaryota; Metazoa; Chordata; Actinopteri; Beloniformes; Adrianichthyidae
Gene: rab42b
Product: RAB42, member RAS oncogene family
Molecular function (GO): GTPase activity; GTP binding
Source: RefSeq, a predicted model, not a curated record